Messenger RNA from Vombatus ursinus (common wombat), 1371 nucleotides. It is a transcript of the gene NQO1, whose product is annotated as NAD(P)H quinone dehydrogenase 1. The transcript has 6 exons. Bases 168 to 992 code for a protein of 274 amino acids. Lineage: Eukaryota; Metazoa; Chordata; Mammalia; Diprotodontia; Vombatidae. Gene Ontology annotation, molecular function: NAD(P)H dehydrogenase (quinone) activity. Gene Ontology annotation, cellular component: cytosol. The record is from RefSeq and is a predicted model, not a curated record.
UCAUUCAGUCCGCGGUCCGAUCCUGCCUGCUGACUUCCUACUCCAAGUGGGCUGGACGUGGACGCAGAACUAACCGCGUAGCGUAGACGCCGCUCACUGCCUGGGUCGGGAUUCUUGGCGAAUCGGCUGGUAUCUGGAAGCUGCGUUUGCCCCGCUCUGCAGGACUGAUGGCGGGCAAGAAAGCACUGAUAGUUCUGGCUCACUCAGAGAAGACGUCGUUCAACUAUGCCUUGAAAGAAGCCGCUGUGGAGACUUUAAAGAAGAAAGGCUGGCACGUCACAGUGUCGGACCUGUAUGCCUUGAAUUUUAAUCCGUUGAUCUCCAAAAAGGACAUCACAGGUGGCCUAAAGGACCCUGACAACUUUCAGUAUACAACUGAAUCUGUUCAGGCUUACAAGGAGGGGAGGCUGAGCUCGGACAUUGUCGCUGAACAGAAGAAGCUAGCAGAUGCAGAUCUUGUGAUAUUUCAGUUUCCACUGCAGUGGUUUGGACUGCCUGCCAUCCUGAAGGGUUGGUUUGAAAGAGUUUUCAUCGGAGAAUUUGCUUUUUCAUACAGCACCAUGUAUGACAAGGGGCCCUUUAAGAACAAGAAGGCAGUGCUCUCCAUCACCACUGGAGGGGGUGGCUCCAUGUAUUCACUGCUUGGUGUCCAUGGGGAUAUGAAUGUCAUUCUCUGGCCAAUUCAGAGUGGCAUUCUGCAUUUCUGUGGUUUCCAAGUCUUGGAACCUGAGCUCAUCUACGGCAUUGGGCACACUCCAGCAGAUGAACGGCUUCAGAUUCUGGAAAGAUGGAAAAACCGCCUGGAAAACAUCUGGGAAGAGAAGCCACUGUCCUUUGCUCCAAGCAGCUACUUUGAUCUGAAUUUUCAGUCGGGAUUCUUGAUGAAAAAAGAAGUGCAGGAAGAACAAAAAACCAAGAAAGUUGGGCUUUCUGUUGGCCACCACUUAGGCAAAGGCAUCCCAACUGACAACCAGAUCAAAGCCAAGAAAUAGAACACCACAAUACUUACUUUCUUUUAAGAAUUUAUCUAAUUACCUAAUUUCACUUUUAAAGUCUUCUUGACCUGACUGUCCAGGACUCCCCCUUCAUCUAUUUUGGGGGAUCAAGUGGGGAUGACAGUUCAGUGGCACUCAAAAGCUUCUAGAUACUUUUUGUAUUUGAGUUCUUAGCUUUAGCAGGUUCUAAGGAUUGUCCCAUGAGUUGGCUAAACCCGAUAUAGUCUCUAAUUCUUUUUAUUACUUGGAUUUUAUAAAUAUAGUAUGUCAAACACUGGAGAUUAAUAGAGCUUUUAUUGUUGCAGAACAAGAGUUGGAAUUUAUGUAAAUCAGGAUACGGUGUAUGUAUUUUAAAAUUAAAAAAAAAGUUUAUUCA